Dentiscutata erythropus is the source of this 1143-nucleotide messenger RNA. Lineage: Eukaryota; Fungi; Glomeromycota; Glomeromycetes; Diversisporales; Gigasporaceae. The record is from the annotation of a GenBank genome assembly.
AUGGAUAACCCUGAUGAUAUGGGUAAACCCGAUAUAUAUGAACCUGAUAUAAAUGAACCUGAUAUAAAUGAACCCGAUAUAAAUAAUAAAUCAUUAGAAAAAUAUCAUUAUAAUGCUUCAAUUAAAUCUGAUGAAAAUGAAGUAAUAUUUCCUGAAGAAAUGGCUGAAGAGCUUUUUAAUAAAGUUUCUCUAGUUGGAUCUGAUGAAUACUUUGAAAAUAAUUUGAAUGGAAUUAAUUUUGAAUCAAUUAUUAUAUUAGACGAUUUUAAAGACAAUAAAGAUACACCUCAAGAUAUAACAAAAAAAAUUUUUAGCAAAAAACCUCGCAAGUAUCAGAACCCUGAAUGUCAAAGAGAUCGUGAAUCAAUUGAAUGCUUUGAUUGUAAUGGAAUGCUUAAAAUUUCCAUAAAUAUGAUAACCAAUAAUGCAUCUAUUUACCUUAAAUAUAAAAUUCUUUACCAACGACCUGAAAGGAAUAGAGUUACAGAAGAAAUCAAAAAUAUAAUUCAAUCAAAUCUUCAUUUAAUGCCAAGUGACAUUUAUAGAAUAUUAGAGUCGAAUCAUCCUGAAAUAACACAAAAACAAAUUCAUGCAUGGUGGACAAUUUUCAUUAAAAAAAGAGGUAGACAAGAUAGUGCACGAACUGAAAUUUUGGCUAAUUUUUUUAAAAUAUUAAUGUAUUUGGGAAUGGAUCAACUUAUUUGUAUGUAUAUGGAUAAAGAUCUUGCUCAAAUAUUAGCAAAAGCCCUUAAAAAACGAUUAGCUGAUAAUACUUUACCUCAAAGAAUAACAUAUAGUUCGUACGAUGCACAUAGUACAUUUAACUUUAUUGCUUUACCGUUACUAACUCAAAAUACUUUAUCAAUUCGUAGACCAUUAUUACCAAUAUCAGAUAAUUCAUUACCACCAUUAUCAAAUUGUAUAUCAAAUAAUGAUGAUAAUAAUUCAUUGGCUGAUAUUGCUACAGUAAUGGAUAAUGAAAAUUCCGGUCAACUUUUUGAAAACUAUGAGUCAAUUUUGCAAGAUGCACUAUUAAUAGUACAAGAACAGCGUGAAGCUAAUAAUGUUAAGUGGGCAAAGGCUGUCGAGAAAAGCUUUGAAGGAAUUAGUACCAUGGUGACGGAUAUUAAAAAAUAUAAGUGA